AUGGUAAUUUUUUAAGAUAUUUUCCCGAAUACAUUAAACAAUAUAUUUUCUUGGGAUACUUUCGAAAAACUUCCGAAGUCCGGAAAUACUGACGUCUUCGGUUUAACGAAUCCAAUCCGUUUCAAAUCAUAUUCAGCAUGGCAUGUAAAAUAAAAAUCCAGUUACCCUCAUACCCGUAGAUAUAUAUUAAUGCGUGGAAUAUUAGAAAACGAUAUAAACGUAGUAAAAGAUGCUUUAGAUCAUGGUUUUUGUAUAAAUUCCUCAGUUGAUUUAAAAUAUGGAUUUAAUGCGUUAACUUUAGCCGCUACAUUAGAUAAAACGGCUAUUUUAUAAUACUUACAUUUAAGAGGCGGUAAUGUAGAUGGAUUCGAUUUGACUGGAAAUACACCUUUAAUGCAUGCAGUUAAGAGUUGGAAUUUCGAAAGUAUUAAAAUCUUAGUUGAAAAAUUUUUGAAGUAUCCUUUUAAUAAUUUCAAAGGAAUAUAUAGAGCUAAUUUUGUUAAUUUUGAUAUUAUUAAGCCUUGA
Ichthyophthirius multifiliis is the source of this 525-nucleotide messenger RNA. RefSeq lists its product as hypothetical. Gene Ontology annotation, molecular function: protein binding. The transcript is spliced from 2 exons. The record is from RefSeq and is a predicted model, not a curated record. Lineage: Eukaryota; Ciliophora; Oligohymenophorea; Hymenostomatida.